This is a messenger RNA of Phialemonium atrogriseum, 1713 nucleotides long. Its product is annotated as cytochrome p450. The record is from RefSeq and is a predicted model, not a curated record. Bases 1 to 1713 code for a protein of 570 amino acids. NCBI's taxonomy places the organism in Eukaryota, Fungi, Ascomycota, Sordariomycetes, Cephalothecales, Cephalothecaceae. The transcript has 5 exons. Gene Ontology annotation, molecular function: monooxygenase activity; iron ion binding; heme binding.
AUGUUGACACCCUUCCUCCUCGCCGCAAUACCGCUCCUGGUGGUCUACCUAAUACGGGAGAUUCACUACCGGCGCUUCAAGCAGCAUGCCGACUUGCCACAGCUCCAGCCGUCCUUCAUAUGGGGACACCUGAAGGCGUUUAACGAGUUCCUCUCACGCGGCUCUCCGGACCGUCAUGUGGAUUAUGUCUUCACUGAGAUCAAGGAAGCGCUGGGCAACCCGUCGGUGGUGUUUCUGGAUCUCCGACCGGUCUCGUACCUCAUGUGCAUUAUCAACGGCCACGAGGUCGCCGAGCAGAUCUCGCGGUCCUCGAAACUGUUCCAAUGGAGCACCCCCAAGUCGCCUACCCUGGCAGAUUUGCAGCGCCUAACCGGGCCAGAGUCACUCUUGAACAAGGAGGGGGAGGAAUGGAAGACCCUGCGCAGGAGGUUUAACCCCGGCUUCGCCCCUCAGCAUCUGAUGACCCUUCUGCCCUGUGUUCUGGACAAGACCUGGUAUUUUCUAGGGCACCUUGACAGCUACGCGCGAACCGGCGAGGUGUUUGGCCUCGACGAGCUGUGCACCAACCUAACUUUCGACAUCAUUGGUGCCGUGACCAUGGACGUCGACUUUGACGCACAGCUCGGCCAGUCGCGCCAGAGCGAGUUCAUCGACCUCUACCGCAAGCUGAUACUCAGCUAUUCCGGCGCCUACAACAACAGGAUCAUCCCGCUGAACCUGCGCACCCAGUUCUACCGCUGGCGCCUCUCCCGGCGCAUCGACCAGCUCCUGCAGAGCCUGAUCCAGCAAAAGUUCGCCGAGCAGCGGCAGCUGGGCUCGUCGGCCAAGUCGCGCAGCGUCCUGUCGCUCAGCCUGCAGGACACGGAGACGCUGACGCCGGCGCUGGUGCGCCAGACGUGCGACCAGCUCAAGACGUUCCUGUUCGCGGGCCACGACACGACCAGCAUCCUGCUGCAGUGGGUGUUCUACGAGCUCUCGCGCACGCCGCGCGCCCUGGCCGCCGUCCGCGCCGAGCUCGACGACAUCUUCGGCCCGGACUCGGACCCGGCCGUCGUCCGCGCCCGCCUGCUCGCCCAGGGCGACGAGGCCACCCGCCGCAUGACAUACACCUCGGCCGUCAUCAAGGAGACCCUGCGCCUGUACCCGCCCGCCGGCACGGCUCGCAUGGCGCCGCCCGGGUCGGGAAUGAUGGUUCGCCUGCCCGAGACGGGCGCGGAGGUCUGCCUCGAUGGCAUCGUGCUGUAUAACUGCGCGACCAUCGUGCAGCGCGACCGCGCCGUGUUUGGGGAUUCGGCCGAUGACUUUGUGCCCGAGCGCUGGCUGGGCAACACGGAUACGUCGAUGAGCACCAACGGCGGCGGCGAUGGGCUGGAGGAGAAGGCGGGAGGGGAGGACGGGCGCGGCGGCGGCGGCCGGGUGCCGGCGAGCGCAUGGCGGCCCUUUGAGAGGGGGCCGAGGAACUGUAUCGGCCAGGAGCUGGCGAACCUCGAGGCGAGGGUGAUUCUGGCCUGUGUGCUGAGGCGGUACGACUUUGUCAAGGUUGGGCUCGGGGAGAGCGUGCUGGAUGAGAAGGGACUGCCGGUGGUGAAUGGCAAGGGGCAGUAUGAGGUUAAGGCCGAGCUGUACAGCACUAACCAGAUCACUUCGAAACCGGUGGAUGGGACGAAAGUGAGGGUGAAGCUGAGCCCGACGGCUUCGGGGAACCUCUCCUGA